AUGUCGGAAACAACAAAAUAUCCAGAAUCACUUACUAAAUAUGUUAACGAAAGGAACAAAUAUAUGAAACAAGCAGCUGAAGAUUCCAUCAAAGCUGCUAAGAGUCAAAAUCAGAAAGAUAUUCUUAAAUUCCAAAGAAGUCAAAAUUUAACGACAAUACUAGCUAUUGUUGUUUUAAUUCUUGCUGCAGCUAUUGCCUACCUAUACAUAUAA
Messenger RNA from Trichomonas vaginalis G3, 213 nucleotides. RefSeq lists its product as uncharacterized. The record is from RefSeq and is a predicted model, not a curated record. The transcript has a single exon. Bases 1 to 213 code for a protein of 70 amino acids. NCBI's taxonomy places the organism in Eukaryota, Parabasalia, Trichomonadida, Trichomonadidae.